UCCAAACCUACUAAAAUACACUCGCACACGCUCGCACGUUUUCUGGUGAUUUUCCAAAGAACGUUUGCGUCAAGGGGCGCCGUUGCCAAGGCGUCACCCGCACCGCCGCCUGAAGCUGACGGCGGCAGGUGAGGAGGAAACGUGUAGCCCGGCGCGGCGUGUUCUGCCUUCACUGGGAUGUUAAUGGACGCCUCAACCAUCAUCAUCGAGACAGACGACCUUCAGUAUGAGGAGGAGCUGCUUCGUAACCCGUUCUCGGUCAAGCAUUGGCUGCGCUACACCGAACACAAGAAGGAUGCGCCGUCGGACAAGCUCAACAAGGUGUACGAGCGGGCGCUGCUGCAGAUGCCCGGCAGCUACAAACUAUGGCACCAGUAUGUGAGACUCAGGAUGCAGCAGGUGAAGGGGCGCUGCAUCACAGACCCAGAGUACGAGAGCGUCAACAACACCUUCGAACGAGCGCUGGUCUUCAUGCACAAGAUGCCCAGGAUAUGGAUCGACUACUGCCAGUUCCUGAUGAGCCAGCGCAAGAUUACCCGGACUCGUAAGACAUUCGACCGUGCCCUGUGUGCCCUCCCCAUCACCCAGCACAACCGCAUCUGGCCGCUGUACCUCAAGUUCGUCAUGAUCUACAACAUCCCGGAGACGGCCGUGCGUGUGUGGCGGAGAUACCUCAAGCUGUGCCCGGAGGAUACCGAGGACUAUAUCAGCUACCUCAUAUCCAUCGGGCUUCUGGAGCAGGCGGCCAAGAAAUACGAGUGGUGCGUCAACACCGACACCUUCACCUCCAAGUACGGCAAGUCCAAACACCAGCUGUGGUCUGAACUGUGUGAACUCAUCUCCAAGAACCCGCAGGAAACGAGCCUCAAGAACGCCGAGGCCAUCAUCCGUCAUGGGCUGCAGCGGUACACAGACCAGGUGGGGAUGCUGUGGAACUCCCUCGCCGAAUACUACAUCAUCAGCGCUCUGUUUGAGAGGGCGAGAGACGUUUACGAGGAGGCCCUGCGCAGCGUGAUGACGGUGCGAGACUUCACGCAGGUGUUCGACUCCUACGCCCAGUUUGAGGAGCUGAUGCUGAAGCGCCGCAUGGAGGAGGUGGGGUUCGAGGCAGAGGACGGGGAUGAUACGGACAUUGAAAUUGAACUCAGGCUGGCGCGCUACGAGGACUUGAUGCAGAGGAGGCCGCUGCUGCUGAACUCCGUGAUGCUGCGGCAGAACCCUCAUAACGUGCUGGAGUGGCAGAAGAGGGUGACACUGUACGAGGGACGGCCGAAGAUGAUCGUCGCCACGUACAUGGAGGCCGUCAAGACAAUAGAGCCCAAGCAAGCCACUGGGAAACUCUACUCCUUGUGGGUCAACUUCGCCAAAUUCUACGAAGACAACGGGCAGAUCAUGGACGCGCGGAUCAUCUUCCAGCGGGCCACCGAGGUCUCCUACGUGAGGGUGGACGACUUGGCCAGCGUGUGGUGCGAGUGGGCGGAGCUUGAGAUACGGCACGACAACGAGGAGGAGGCACUCAAGCUCAUGAAGAGGGCCACAGCACCGCCCCCGCACAAGGUCGCCUACAAUGAUGAGAGCGAGCCAGUGCAGCGCCGCGUGUACAAGUCCUUGAAGCUGUGGUCCAUGUACGCCGACCUGGAGGAGAGUCUCGGGACCUUCAAGUCUUGCAAGGCUGUGUACGACCGCAUCAUCGACCUCCGGAUCGCCACGCCACAGAUCAUUAUCAACUACGGCAUGUUCCUGCAGGAGAACAAUUACUACGAGGAGGCGUUCAAGGCCUAUGAGAAGGGCAUCGCGCUGUUCAAGUGGCCUUACGUAUAUGACAUCUGGAACACCUACCUCACCAAGUUCCUGCAGAGGUACCAGGGCACCAAGAUUGAGCGGGCGAGAGACCUCUUUGAGCAGUGCCUGGAGAAGUGUCCGCCCAACUUUGCCAAGAACCUGUACCUGCUGUAUGCCAAGAUGGAGGAGGAGCACGGGCUGGCCAGGCACGCCAUGCAGGUCUACAGCCGCGCCACCAAGGCCGUGCCACCCGAGGAGAAGCUGGCCAUCUACAACAUCUACCUGCAGCACGCACAGCAGAUCUAUGGCAUCACCAAGACCAGGGAGAUAUACCAGGAGGCCAUCGAGGACCUGCCAGACGAGGGGACGAGGGAGAUGUGUCUACGUUUCGCCGACAUGGAGAGGAAGCUCGGGGAGAUUGACCGGGCGAGGGAGAUCUACGCCUACUGCAGCCAGAUGUGCGACCCUCGGCUGACACAGGAGUUCUGGGCACGCUGGACGGACUUUGAGGUGGCCCACGGCAACGAGGAUACCAUGAAGGAGCUGCUGAGGAUCAAGCGCUCCAUGCAGGCCAAGUACAACACACAGGUCAACAUGAUGUCAGCGCAGAUGUUGGCGUCGGCCGACACCGUGGCCGGCACUGUGUCAGAUCUGGCACCGGGUGCCAAGGACGGCAUGCGCAUGUUGGAAGCACGCGCUGUGGCCAUGAACCAGCUGGAGGAGCACGGCGGCCCUCCACAGAUGCCGCCACCCUCCACCACAGCCGCUGCAGGCGGAGGCUCCAAGAUCAUGUUCGUGCGCGGCACCACGUCGAAGAGGGAAGACGAGGUGGCUGACGCUGCUCGGACGGCCAACCCUGACGAGAUUGACAUUGAUGAGGAGGAUGAAGAUGACGACGAUGAUGAUGAUGACCUUCCUCAGACAAGAGAAAUUCCAUCAACCCUGUUUGGCCAGCUGAAAAAGGAAGUGGAUAAAAAUUAAAUGUAAAAAUUAAGUAUUUUAUACAAUAAAUUUAUACUGAUCUUUUAA
This is a messenger RNA of Eriocheir sinensis (Chinese mitten crab), 2811 nucleotides long. RefSeq names its product pre-mRNA-splicing factor syf1 homolog (gene fand). Gene Ontology annotation, molecular function: protein binding. Gene Ontology annotation, cellular component: post-mRNA release spliceosomal complex; U2-type catalytic step 2 spliceosome; nucleus. The coding region runs from base 178 to 2763 and encodes 861 amino acids. The transcript has 16 exons. The record is from RefSeq and is a predicted model, not a curated record. NCBI's taxonomy places the organism in Eukaryota, Metazoa, Arthropoda, Malacostraca, Decapoda, Varunidae. Gene Ontology annotation, biological process: mRNA splicing, via spliceosome; generation of catalytic spliceosome for first transesterification step.